AUGGACGACCUUGCCGGCCUCAGCUGGUCGACAACGCCCAGUAACCCGCCGAAACCUUCCCAAUCUUCAACUUCAACAUCCCCGUUCGCAAAUCUAAACCCUCCCGUUUCAAACCCCCUCUCCUCUCUCCGCCCUAGCCCCUCACCCUUCGCCUCCGGCCGCAACACGCCUCUCUCAACCCAAGGAUCCGGCAAUGUCAUCAACAAACCAGUCCCGACCUCUGCGAAGCCCGCCCAAGACAGCUUCAGCAACUUGUUGAACUUUGGCACCGGCGGCAAGAAUAAUGCCAAUCUAAGCCUGCGACAGCGGCAGGAGCUUUUGGAGGCAGAAAAGCGCAGGAAAGAGGAGGAGAAGCGCCAGCUCGCGCAGCAGACUUUUGGAGAGGGUCAUUUCUUUGACUCGCUUGCUUCAAGGAGUCAGUCUGCAUCGUCUUUGCAGGCGCCGCCGGCGGCUGGUGUGCCCACGCCUCUGACGUCGUCGACGGGGUCGACUCGUGGGGCUGGAGUUGCAGUUGGGGCACAAAAGAAGACAGCGAGUGAGUCGGAUGAGGACUUGUUUGCUGCGUUCAGGGCUGAGACGAAGGUGGAUAAUUCGAGCUACUUUCCUCCGCCAACUACGUCAGAGAAGCCGACGCCUGCUAAGGCGCCGGCGCUUGAUCUUACAGAUCCGAAUGCGUGGGGGAAGCCGCCUGCGUCUGGGCCGGGGUCUGGGAAUGGGAGUGGCGGGUUGCUGGAUGAUGAUGAUCCGUUUGGGUUGAGUCAGCUCCAGGCGAAGCCAAGCGCCCCGGCGGCGGCGGCUACUGCUGUUGAUGAGGAGGAUGAUUUGUUAGGCGACCUGGCCAAGCCUGUAGAAGAGAUCCGGAAGAAGAGGGAAGCAGAAAGGCCUGCCUUUUCUCGGCAGCCUCAGCCGGGCAAGCCGAUCGAGGAUUCGUCAUCAGACUCUGAGCCGGAGAGGCCUGGUGCGCCUACUGGAUCUGAUGACCCGUUUGAUCGGGCCGUCGCCCAGAUCAUGGAGUAUGGAUUCUCCGCCGAGGAUGCUAGGAGGAGCUUAACCGAGAGCGGCGCUGGCAUCAACGUCCAGGUUGCCGUCAACUGGCUGCUCGAUGACGCGCAUAGGAAGGCCAAGGAUAAGGCCAAGGCACGAAGCAGGGCAGGCGAUCAGCCUUCAUUCCCCGAGGAGCUACCCCCCAGACCUCCUCGCAAUGGCACUUCAUCAUGGAUAAGGGAGGAGUCAUCACGAGAUAGCUCACGCAGCCGAGACAACCGGUCGCCUGCUUCCUUCAUCGAAGGCGAUCUGGCCAAGACGGCUGCAGCCAUGGGUACUCAAUUUCUCAAGACAGCCAACAAUUUGUGGAAGCAAGGACAGAAGAAGGUCCAGAAGGCCGUGGCCGAGUUCCAGAACGAGGGCGACCCCAGCCAGCCCAAGUGGAUGCGGUCAGCAGCGACGGACCGGCUCCCGGGUGAUAUGCGGGAUGAGCCGGCCCAGGUUACCGACGAAGCUCUCAUGCUGGAGGCCGGAGGCCCUCCUCCGAAGCCGAAGCGUCCCAGUCCUGAGAGCCGCGCUCCGAGCGAAGUCCCGUCGCGCGAGCGGUCGCCGGCUCUCCCCCCUCGUCCGGGACAGGCGCCGAGAUGGCAGCACCUUUCUCAGCCGCCCCUGGAUUCCCGCUCGCGCCUGAACAGGCUGGCUGCUGAGGAAGAGAGCUUCCAAGCCUACGUCAGCCCAGCACGUAGGAAGAAGACGAUGCCUCAACCCCAGCCCGAGCCCAAACCUAAACCUUCUCCCUCCGCUGAGCCCGAACCCGACCUCCUCUUUGGUGUCUCUUCUCCAGCUCCAGCUCCGACUACUCGUCCAACCCCUCAAUCUCAUCCCUCCCCCGCCCCGACCCCUGCUGCUCAGAAACCCAAACCAGCCCCUUCUCCGGCCCGCCCAGCUCGCCAAAUCCCCCAAGUCUCCCCCGCCGCCCUCCAAACCUCAACCAAACACCGUCUCGAAGGCACAUCCCACUUCAAACGUGGCGACUUUGCCGCCGCCCAUACCUCCUACACCUUGGCCCUCUCCUCCCUCCCCUCUGACCAUCCCCUCACCAUUGUGUUACUCACCAACCGCGCCCUUACUUCCCUAAAGACUGGUGAACCGAGGCAAGCCAUAUCUGACGCGGAUGCCGCAUUGCAAAUUAUCGGACCUAAUGAGGGUAAGGGUGAAACAGUGGAGGUUAUUAAUGAGAAGGGGGAGACUGAGCGAAGGGAUAUGCGUGAGUUGUUUGGGAAAGCACUCGUUCGCAAGGCGGAGGCAUUGGAGCAAAUUGAGCGAUGGGAGGAUGCAGGGAGGGUUUGGCAAAGGGCUGUGGAGGGGGGUGUGGGAGGGCAGGUUGCUAUCACGGGGAAGCAAAGGUGUGCUAAGGCUUUGGCACCGAAGCAGAGUGUCACGGCGAGGUCCUCGCCUGCGCCAAGUAGUGCAAAACUCAGGCCAAGUGUCCCGGCAAGGUCGUCGCCCGCCCUGAGGACACCUACGAUCCCGCCGAAGGAUUCCGAAGCGCUGAAGCUAGCUAGAGCAGUGCACGAGGCCGCGGAACGAGAGAACGACGAGAAGUUUCAGCUGACAGAUAAAGUGGAUGCAAGGAUCUCGGCGUGGCGGGAUGGGAAGAGGGAUAACCUUAGGGCAUUACUCACCAGCUUGGAUACGGUACUGUGGGAGGGGAGUGGAUGGAAGAAGGUUAGCUUGCAUGAGCUGGUCAUGCCGAAUAAGGUGAAGGUGAUGUACAUGAAGGCUGUGGCCAAGACGCAUCCUGAUAAGCUGCCGCAAAAUGCCACGACGGAGAUGAAGAUGAUUGCAGGGUUGGUGUUCAGCACGCUGAAUGAGGCGUGGGAUAAGUUUAAGGCGGAGAAUAAUAUGUGA
This is a messenger RNA of Thermochaetoides thermophila DSM 1495, 2895 nucleotides long. RefSeq lists its product as uncharacterized. NCBI's taxonomy places the organism in Eukaryota, Fungi, Ascomycota, Sordariomycetes, Sordariales, Chaetomiaceae. Gene Ontology annotation, cellular component: intracellular membrane-bounded organelle; vesicle; cytoplasm. The transcript has 2 exons. The coding region runs from base 1 to 2895 and encodes 964 amino acids. Gene Ontology annotation, molecular function: clathrin binding. The record is from RefSeq and is a predicted model, not a curated record. Gene Ontology annotation, biological process: clathrin coat disassembly; clathrin-dependent endocytosis.